GGCCCCUCCCCUGCCAGGCGCGGGACGGGCGCGCAGGCGCGGUCUCUCCUGGUUGUAGACGCGGCGGCCCGGCCGGGCGGGUAAAUAACAGAUGCGGGUGAAAGAUCCAACUAAAGCUUUACCUGAGAAAGGCAAAAGAAGUAAAAGGCCUACUGCACCUCACGAUGAAGACUCUUCAGAUGAUAUUGCUGUGGGUUUAACUUGCCAACAUGUAAGUCAUGCUAUCAGUGUGAAUCAUGUGAAGAGAGCAAUAGCUGAGAAUCUGUGGUCGGUUUGCUCAGAAUGUUUAAAAGAAAGAAGAUUCUGUGAUGGGCAGCCAGUACUUCCUUCUGAUAUUUGGUUGUGCCUCAAGUGUGGCUUCCAGGGAUGUGGAAAAAACUCAGAGAGCCAACAUUCACUGAAGCACUUCAAGAGUUCUGGAACAGAGCCCCAUUGUAUUAUAAUUAGUCUGAGCACGUGGAUUAUAUGGUGUUAUGAAUGUGAUGAAAAAUUAUCAACACAUUGUAAUAAGAAGGUUUUGGCUCAGAUAGUUGAUUUUCUACAGAAACAUGCUUCUAAAAUACAAACAAGUACAUUUUCUAGAAUCAUGAAACUUUGUGAAGAAAAAUGUGAAACAGAUGAAAUAAAGAAGGAAGGAAAAGGUAGAAGUUUAUCAUCUGUAAGAGGACUUACAAAUUUAGGAAAUACUUGCUUUUUUAAUGCAGUCAUGCAGAACUUGGCACAGACUUAUAUUCUUACUGAUUUGAUGAAUGAGAUCAAAGAAAAUAGUACAAAACUCAAGAUUUUUCCUUCCUCAGACUCUCAGCUUGACCCAUUAGUGGUGGAACUUUCAAGGCCUGGACCACUGACCUCAGCCUUGUUCCUGUUUCUUCACAGCAUGAAGGAGACUGAAAAAGGACCACUUUCUCCUAAAGUUCUUUUUAAUCAGCUUUGUCAGAAGGCACCUCGAUUUAAAGAUUUCCAGCAACAGGACAGUCAGGAGCUUCUUCAUUAUCUUCUGGAUGCAGUGAGGACAGAAGAAACAAAGGUAAGGUUUCUUUCUGUAUAUCAUAUAUUGUUUUCAAGAAGAGGAUACAAAACUAAAGAAGUAUUGGGAGGCCAAGGCGGGGUGGAUCAAUUUUCUUCAUUUAUCUCCACGCAGACCAAGCAGUAUUUGCAUGUCAUAGUUCCAGUUCUAAUUAAAAAGUGUCAUUUUAGAGACAGGGAGAAGGAAGAAAGGGGAAAUGACUUUAGGCCUAUAGAAAAACAGGACUAA
Cebus imitator (Panamanian white-faced capuchin) is the source of this 1255-nucleotide messenger RNA. Its product is annotated as ubiquitin carboxyl-terminal hydrolase 45. Lineage: Eukaryota; Metazoa; Chordata; Mammalia; Primates; Cebidae. The record is from RefSeq and is a predicted model, not a curated record. Gene Ontology annotation, biological process: protein deubiquitination. Gene Ontology annotation, molecular function: cysteine-type deubiquitinase activity; zinc ion binding. The coding region runs from base 92 to 1255 and encodes 387 amino acids. The transcript has 11 exons.